Dama dama (fallow deer) is the source of this 1821-nucleotide messenger RNA. It is a transcript of the gene SDF4, whose product is annotated as stromal cell derived factor 4. Lineage: Eukaryota; Metazoa; Chordata; Mammalia; Artiodactyla; Cervidae. The coding region runs from base 389 to 1456 and encodes 355 amino acids. Gene Ontology annotation, biological process: calcium-ion regulated exocytosis. The transcript has 7 exons. Gene Ontology annotation, molecular function: calcium ion binding. Gene Ontology annotation, cellular component: endoplasmic reticulum. The record is from RefSeq and is a predicted model, not a curated record.
CCUAAUCUGAUACCUACCUGGUCAUUUACUCUUUGUGCAAAAUAUCAAGUAAAUAACACCCCCUGUACGACCAUCAAGACAAGCAGAGUCUGGCAUUGACCGUUCUUUCCAGGAGUGAAGUCCAGUCCGUUUGGACAGGACACCUGUGUGUUUAUGGCCAUGAGUCACGAGGGUGGUGUUUAGGUCAGGAGGAAGUUGUCUUGCUUUGCUCGGAACUCCGGAAACGUACACAUGGUGGUGGAGUGGAAAGGCCUGCUGCGUGGACAGUGCUCUCAGAGGGGGACAAACUGGAGUUCCAGCAGGCGUGGUUGAGGGGACGGCAGCACAGAGUGCACAGCAGCUCCUGGCCACACUUGCAGCCUGUCCCGCAGCGCAGACCCCGGCGGCCAUGGCCUCCAGGCAGGCUCCCCUCUGUGGCCUGGCUCCUUGCUGCCUCUGGCUCCUGGGCAUUGUCCUUCUGAUGGAUGCAUCUGCCCGGCCUGCCAACCACUCGUCUGCUCGAGAGAGAGCAGGUAAUAGGGAGGAAAAUGAGAUCCUGCCCCCGGACCACCUGAACGGGGUGAAGCUGGAGAUGGAUGGGCACCUCAACAAAGAUUUCCACCAGGAAGUCUUCCUGGGCAAGGACAUGGAUGACUUUGAGGAGGACGCAGAGCCUCGGAAGAGCCGGAGGAAGCUGAUGGUCAUCUUCUCCAAGGUGGAUUUGAACACCGACAGGAGGAUCAGCGCCAAGGAGAUGCAGAACUGGAUCAUGCAGAAGACGGCUGAGCACUUCCAGGAGGCUGUUGCCGAGAGCAGGGCGCACUUCCGAGCCGUGGACCCCGAUGGUGACGGCCACGUAUCUUGGGAUGAAUACAAGGUGAAGUUUUUGGCGACCAAAGGCCACAAUGAGAGAGAAGUUGCUGAAAAGAUAAAGAAUAAGUGGGACCUGAACAUCGAUGAGGAGACACAGGAAGUCCUGGAGAACCUCAAAGACCGCUGGUAUCAGGCGGACAACCCGCCCCCGGACCUGCUACUGACAGAGAGCGAGUUCCUAUCGUUCCUGCACCCCGAGCACAGCCGUGGCAUGCUGCAGUUCAUGGUCAAGGAGAUCAUCCGGGACCUGGACCAGGACGGUGACAAGAAGCUCUCGCUGUCUGAGUUCAUCUCUCUGCCUGUGGGCACUGUGGAGAACCAGCAGGGCCAGGAUGUUGACGACGGCUGGGUGCGGGAUAGGAAGAGAGAGUUUGAGGAGCUGAUCGACGCCAACCACGAUGGGAUCGUGACCAUGGCGGAGUUGGAGGACUACAUGGACCCCAUGAACGAGUUCAGUGCCCUCAAUGAGGCCAAGCAGAUGAUCGCUAUCGCUGACGAGAACCAGAAUCACUACCUGGAGCCCGAGGAGGUGCUGAAGUACAGUGAGUUCUUCACGGGCAGCAAGCUGGUGGACUAUGCCCGCAGCGUGCACGAGGAGUUCUGAGCCACCGCCGCAUCCCCUGCCCCCCUCCCCACCCCCCGCAGCACCUCUCGGGCUGCCCGCACUCUGAUUCCAGUGUAAUCGCUGCAUCUCGCUUCUGAGAACUCAGAGCCCUGCUGCCGGAGACACUGACCACAUCAGGGCGGCGGGCUCCCCCACCGUGGGAAACGACGAAGCUCCUGCUGUUCCCUCGAAAACUGAAAGGUGAAGCUUUGCUGGAAACCGGCAGCCAGUGACCAGGGUGGGGCGGGGUGCUGGGUAGAGCUAUGAGAGCCGCCCGCCCAUGGCCUUCAAUCUCUGAGGAGCAUGAGUAUUGGUGACAGGAAUCACAUUAAUUUACUUCAAAAUAUAGUUGCCUUUUUCUCUCA